AUGAAAGCCCUUGAUAAUGAAAAUUAUUUUAAUAUUUCUAGUUAUAAAAUUGGUAAAAAAGAAGAGAAAACAAUAAUGAAAGAUGAUUCAGAAGAUUUAAAUACUACUUAUAUAGAAACUGAUAAUCAUGUAUAUAAAACAUUAUCAACAAUAAAAAGAAGGAACAAAAAAUAUCGAUUUGAUCCAUUUUGGAAAAAAUCAAUCCAUGAUUCACAAUCAUCUCUUCCAUAUUAUUAUUCUUAUACAAGAUCAAGUUAUUCAUCAAAUGAACCAGUUCAAAUGAAAUCAGAAAGUAAUCCAAGAGUUUCAAUAAAUCAUGAAUUAUUGAUGAAAUCAAAUAAAAUGAGAUCAACAUCUGUUAUAUUAUCACCUAUAACAAAACAUAAUGAAAUAAAAACAAUAAAUGAACCAUUAGUAGUUGUAAAAUAUGAAAAACAAUCACCUAUACAUAAUUUAGAAAACAUUCAUCCUAUUGUAGAUAAUCAACUUGAUAAACAUCAUGAUUAUCAUCAUCAUCAUCAUCAUCAUGAUCCUCAACAAUCAAUCCAUUCAUGGAGUAAUAAAAUGAAACAUAAUUGGAGAUCAGAACCAUCUAGUUUAUUUUUGAAUUUGAAACAUAAAGAUACUUUUGAAAAUGUUCAUCAUUCAAUGAAUUGUCAAUUAAAUGAACAGAUUUAUAAUCAUUCAUUUAAUCAUUCAAAUAUUCCUUAUUUACCAAUAUUAUAUAAUAGUUUAGAUAAAAUUCAUCAUAGAACAUUUAAUUCCAUCAAUAAAUUAUAUCAUACUCAUAAUCAAUAUACUACUACUGAUGAAACCUUAGAUCAUCAUAAAGAUCAAAAUUCUAAUUUACAUUUAUCAAAUAUUCAUUAUCAAUUUCUUCAUUAUAAUAAUAAUAAUAAUAAUAAUAAUAAUAAUAUACCCAAAUCAUAUUAUAAUCAAUCAUUAUCAACACAUAAUAAUAACAAUAAUAAUAUUGAUUUAUCGAAUUGUAAACAAUCAAUAACCGAACCAUUAAUUAAAUCAAUAAUAAAUGAUCCAUUAUCAUCUAUACCAUUGAAUUCACAAUUAUCUACAAUGAAAUUAUUCAAUAAUAAUAAUAAUAAUAAUCAAUCAAAACGUGCAUUAAUUAAUGUUGGCGGUAUUAAACAUGAAAUAUUAUGGCAUAUUGUUGAUCGUUAUCCAAAUACAAGAUUAGGUAAAUUACAUCAUGUAACUAAUAUACAAGAAUUAUUAAAUUUAUGCGAUGAUUAUGAUCCUAUUAAUAAAGAAUAUUAUUUUGAUCGUAAUCCAAUCAUAUUUUCAAUGAUAUUGAAUUUUUAUCGAUCUAAAAAAUUACAUUAUAAUGAUAUGAUUUGUGUAAUGGAUUUUAAAGAUGAAUUAAUUUAUUGGGGUGUUAAUGAAAGUUUUAUUAAAGCAUGUUGUUCACAUCGUUAUCAUCAACAAAAGGAUUUAAUUGAAGAUGAAGUUAAAAAAGAAGAAAAUUGUUUAAAACAAACAACAACUAUUGAUGAAUUUGGUUCUGGUUGUUAUGCAAAUUUAAAAAGACAAGGAUGGAAUUUAUUAGAGAAACCGCAUACAUCUAAAGCUGCUAGGGUGUUUGCAAUCGUUUCAAUAAUUUUUAUCCUUCUAUCUACAAUCAGUUUAACGUUGAAUACAAUGCCUGAAAUACAACUUAACACUACAUUGAUCAAAUAUAUUGAGACGGAGAUACUUACUGAUACAAAUUAUAAUAAUGCUACUACUACUACUACUAUACAUCAAUCAUCAAAUGAAAUAACUGAUAAUCCAUAUUUAGAUAUUGUUGAAACAAUAUGUAUCUCUUGGUUUACAUUGGAAUAUGUAUUACGUUUAUGGUGUUCACCAAAUAAAUUGAAAUUUCUUAAACGUAUUCUCAAUAUUAUUGAUUUAAUAGCAAUUUUACCAUUCUAUAUCCAUGUAUUAUUGGUAGAAGUUGUAACAAGACAUCAUAAUGAAUCAUUACAUUCAUUAAGAAAAAUUGUACAAAUAUUUCGUAUUCUUCGUAUAUUACGUAUAUUUAAACUUGCUAGACAUUCAACUGGUUUACAAGCACUUGGUUAUACAUUUAAACGUUCUUAUAAAGAACUUGGUUUACUUAUGUUAUUAAUUGCUUUAGGUGUAGUAUUAUUUUCUAGUUUAGUAUAUUUUGCUGAAAAAGAUGAAAAUUCUGAAAUGUUUCGUAGUAUACCAUCGGCAUUUUGGUGGGCAACUAUUACAAUGACAACAGUUGGUUAUGGUGAUAUGUUACCAAGAACAAUAUUAGGCAAAUUAAUUGGUGCAUGUUGUUGUAUAUGUGGUGUAUUAGUAGUAGCAUUACCAAUUCCAAUUAUUGUGAAUAAUUUUGCUGAUUUUUAUAAAGAACAUAUGAGACGUGAAAAAGUAUUAAAACGUAGAGAUGAAUUUGAAAAAUUUCGUCGUAAUGAAGAAUUAAUGAAUAAUGAAAUGAAUAAAUGUGCCUUUAUUGAACAAAUGAAUCAAGAGGAUGAGAAACAAAAUCAUUAUCUAAUCAAUAAAAGUGUAUAAAUCAUAAUC
Molecule: messenger RNA, 2550 nt
Organism: Schistosoma guineensis
Lineage: Eukaryota; Metazoa; Platyhelminthes; Trematoda; Strigeidida; Schistosomatidae
Source: the annotation of a GenBank genome assembly